AUGGCUCUACAUAAGACUUGCGGACCAAACACAGUGAUAGGAUACCUAGGUAUCAUUCUGGACUCUCAUAAAAUGGAAGCUAGACUGCCGAUAGACAAACUUCAGCGAGAUACAGAGAUACUCCGAUCAUUUCAAAACCGUCAGUCGUGUACAAAGAGAGAACUUCUUCAACUAUUAGGUCAUUUAAUUUUUGCCAGUAAAGUUAUUAUCCCAGGACGCAGUUUCGUAUCACACAUCAUUAAGUUAUCGACUACUGUGAAAGCCCUACACCACCAUGUCAAACUGAAUAGCGAAUGUAGGGAGGACAUUAGAAUGUGGUUAACUUUUCUGCAAUACUGGAACGGAGUAGGCAUUUUUUAUGAUCUACAGAUAACUACAACAGAGGACAUCAAGUUGUACACAGAUGCGUCUGGAACUAGAGGAUUCGGGGGCUACCUACAGGGACAGUGGUUCUCUCAGGCAUGGCCACCGAAUAUACAGGAUUAUGUUCAUAGCACGGACGAGAUAUCCAUAGCUUUCAAGGAGUUGUACCCCAUAGUCGUGGCAGCCAUGAUAUGGGGACACGGAUGGAAAGGCUUGCGAAUCAUGUUUAUGUGUGAUAAUAUCGCGACUGUUGCCAUUUUACAUAAAGGCCGCUCGAAAUCGGCGCAUAUCAUGCCACUCAUGAGGCGUCUUACUAUGUGCGCAGCUAGAAAUAACUUUGUGGUUAUGGCUACACAUGUACCUGGCAAACUUAAUUUGAUAGCUGACUCUCUGUCUCGUUUACAGAUGGCACGGUUCCGCACACUAGCCCCAGAAGCAGACUACAUUCCAUGCCAAGUGCCACAUCCGAAGGACAUCUUGUGGAACUCCGAAGAACUGUAG
Pecten maximus is the source of this 864-nucleotide messenger RNA. RefSeq lists its product as uncharacterized. NCBI's taxonomy places the organism in Eukaryota, Metazoa, Mollusca, Bivalvia, Pectinida, Pectinidae. The record is from RefSeq and is a predicted model, not a curated record. The transcript has a single exon. Bases 1 to 864 code for a protein of 287 amino acids.